Jatropha curcas is the source of this 1405-nucleotide messenger RNA. Its product is annotated as 3'(2'),5'-bisphosphate nucleotidase 1. Gene Ontology annotation, molecular function: 3'(2'),5'-bisphosphate nucleotidase activity. Gene Ontology annotation, biological process: sulfate assimilation; phosphatidylinositol phosphate biosynthetic process. NCBI's taxonomy places the organism in Eukaryota, Viridiplantae, Streptophyta, Magnoliopsida, Malpighiales, Euphorbiaceae. The record is from RefSeq and is a predicted model, not a curated record.
AUACAGUUGCAUUUUACGCAACCCCAGUUGAAAUAGUAAUAAUACAAUCAGGCACGACUAAGCAAGGAGGAAUGAUUUCUGUAAAUGGCUUAGGCAUUGUUAAAUCCAAAUUCUCACACCCCAAAAACCCAUUUGUUGUCCCUCUGCUCUUCUCCAACUCCAAAACCUCUUCUUUUUCUUCUUCUUCUUCAUCUUCGUUAUUGACAUUAAGACCUAUUUCUUCUUCAAUGUCUUAUGACAAGGAGCUCGUUGCCGCUAAGAAGGCCGCUUCGCUCUCUGCUCGCCUCUGCCAGAAAGUACAAAAGGCUUUACUGCAAUCGGAUGUCCAAUCAAAAUCAGAUAAAAGUCCUGUUACAGUGGCUGAUUAUGGCUCACAAGCACUAGUUAGUUUUGUGCUACAGAGAGAGCUUCCAUCCGAAACAUUUUCACUGGUGGCUGAAGAGGAUUCAGGAGAUCUUUGUACCAACGAAGGCCAGGAAAUUUUAGAGCGCAUUACAAAACUUGUAAAUGAUACCCUAGCUAGUGAUGGAUCAUAUGGUGUCUCUACUUUAUCCACAGAGGAUGUGCUCAAGGCAAUUGACUCUGGCAAGUCGGAAGGUGGUUCUCAUGGCAGACAUUGGGUCUUGGACCCGAUAGAUGGUACAAAAGGGUUUCUUAGAGGAGAUCAAUAUGCAAUUGCCUUAGGAUUGCUUGAAGAAGGGAAAGUAGUGUUGGGUGCACUUGCUUGCCCGAAUCUUCCAUUAUCUUCCAUUGGUAGUGCAAAUCAAUCUCCCCUGCAUGGUGAGAUUGGUUGCCUUUUCUUUGCUGAAGUUGGGACCGGAACAUACAUGCAACCGCUGAAUGGUGCAUCAGCAGUAAAGGUGCAAGUCAGUGCAAUUGACAAUCCUGAAGAAGCAUCAUUCUUUGAAUCGUAUGAAGCAGCACACUCUAUGCACGACUUGUCCAGCUCAAUUGCAAAAAAACUUGGAGUUAAAGCACCGCCCGUUAGAAUUGAUAGCCAGGCAAAGUAUGGUGCUCUAGCCAGAGGAGACGGGACUAUAUAUCUGCGUUUCCCUCGUAAAGGUUACCGGGAGAAGAUAUGGGAUCAUGCUGCUGGAUAUAUAGUUGUGACAGAAGCUGGUGGAGUGGCCACAGAUGCUGCUGGAAACCCUUUAGAUUUUUCUAAAGGAAGAUAUCUGGAUCUUGACACUGGCAUCAUUGUCACCAAUCCUAAGUUGAUGCCAUCUCUUUUAAAGGCAGUUCGAGAAUCCCUUGACGAAAAAGGUUCAUCACUGUAAUUUUUUUUUUUCUUUUUUUCUGUACUUAUGAUGAUUUCCCCAUUUCUUUUAUGAAGUUAUGUGAGAGUUAUUCUACAUCUGUCUUGCGCUUUGCGCUAAUUUUGAAACUAUUUUUAUUUUUUAUCGCA